CCCGGGAGGGGCCGCUUCCCGCUUGCCGCAGAGGAUUUCGGUGCUGAGGCUCGCGGUGUGCAGCAGCCGGAGGGCACGCGCGGGGUUUGCUGGGGACGUGCAUUCGUUUUCUAAAGAGCCGGGGAGUUGCGAGGCUUGCUCAAGGCCCCGCUGCUCACACGCCUUAAGCUAUGCGUGUACCCCGUACAUAGAUGUCAGAAGACCUUGCUAAGCAGCUGGCCAGCUACAAAGCUCAGCUCCAGCAAGUCGAGGCUGCCUUAUCUGGCAAUGCAGACAAUGAGGAUUUACUGAAACUGAAGAAAGACUUACAGGAAGUCAUAGAGUUAACCAAAGAUCUUCUUUCAACACAACCUUCGGAAACUCUUGCAAGUUCUGACAGUUCUGCCUCUGCCCUGCCCAGUCACUCGUGGAAGGUUGGGGAUAGGUGUAUGGCCAUAUGGAGUGAGGAUGGACAGUGUUACGAAGCUGAGAUUGAAGAAAUAGAUGAGGAGAAUGGAACAGCUGCAGUUACAUUUGCUGGAUAUGGCAAUGCUGAAGUCACACCCCUGUUCAACCUGAAGCCUGUGGAAGAGGGAAGGAAAGCAAAAGAGGACAGUGGCAACAAACCCAUGUCCAAAAAAGAGAUGAUAGCCCAGCAAAGAGAAUAUAAAAAGAAGAAAGCUUUGAAAAAAGCUCAGAGAAUUAAAGAACUUGAACAGGAACGAGAAGACCAGAAAGUCAAGUGGCAACAGUUUAACAACAGAGCCUAUUCUAAAAACAAAAAAGGCCAGGUGAAAAGGAGUAUUUUUGCUUCCCCUGAGAGUGUAACUGGCAAGGUUGGUGUUGGAACAUGUGGAAUUGCAGACAAACCUAUGACACAGUAUCAAGAUACCUCUAAAUAUAAUGUCAGGCAUCUGAUGCCUCAGUAACAGGUGAAAAAGGUGGAACUUCAUCUCUGCAGGGCUUUACACUUACCUUUUUAUCAUUCUAUUUUUCUAAAAGUAAAUUAUUUGUUGGCACAUAGUGAGUAGUCCAUUUUGUCACCAUCACUUUGGCUUCAGCUGAUUUGAGCCUUAAAUCUCCAGCUGUUGAUUUGGGCCCCCCCAACCAUUAAACUUCUUGUAGCAGGUAAUUGCAGCAUAAACUGCUGUUGCCUGUUAUUUUCAAAACUGUAUUUGUUUGCAGCUUUGAAUCUCUCAUUCAUACCAGUAGUGAAGGGUUUUUUUUCCUUUAAAAAAGUGGUGGUAUAAAAAUGGCACCUUGAGAGCCUCCCUGGUUUCUGUAGUCACAGUGCUGUCUGUGACAUGCUCAGUAUUACAGAGCUGCUUCAGCUCUGUGAGAGAGCUUACAUGUCACAUAGAAUUGCUAAGGACGUUUAACUCUGUUACAAAUCCACUGCAGAUUGACUUGUGCAGCUGUAAAUGAGGGCAGAACAGGGCUGAUAGGAUCUUUAUUACAAAUGAUCACUUACAUUCUAGACACAAUAAAUUUUACUGAAUUCCAGUCUAAAUUUCUUGCACUUGCAUUUAAGCAGAGGAGAUGCCGUUUCUUGUUGGUUGUUUUUCUUCAUUUGUGUGUUUUAUAAAUACUCAUCAAAUUAUAAUAGGAAGUUAAUGAAAUGUAACCAGAAAACCAUAGGACAAGGAACUGUACUUAAGAGUCCCCACCCCUCCCCAGGGAUCAGAGCUGGGGUGUCACUGGCUGUGCUGUGGAAAGGAGCUGUGCUGUCCUCCCCUGUAGAUGUUGUAGGUGUGUUGGUACAGUCACAGCACUGACAGCCUGGGCAUGGGCCCCAUCCAGACAAGCAGAAGCACAGCAGAUGCUAAUGCCCAGAUCCCACUUAGCUGUGAGUGAGUAAAGGUUAGUUGGGAGUUUCUGUCCUCACAUAACUGACUGGCCCUAGCGUUCAUUGUACCUUCAGCUGUAUUACAGUGCUGCUGAGCCCCUUCAGUUUUCUUCAGGAAUCCACAUGUAAAAAGCUCUUGCUUUUUUGUACUCUCUGUGAUUUGCCUUCUUCUGUUAUUUGUCUCGCACUUACGGUAGUGAUGCCACCUCUGAACCCGUAAUGUGUUUAAAGAAGUUAAUGGGUAGCCCUGUAUACAAUGUAGAUAUUAUUUUUGUAAAAUCUAGGGGCUGAGUUAAUGGACAAGAGUACAUCAGCUAUUUCCCCCCAUUAAAUAAAAUGAGUGUCUUGUCCAUUAACCCUGACCAUUAUUUCCCUGUAUAUUAUGUUAAUGUAGCUCAUUUUGUAAUUUGUUAACUAGAUCAGGUCACGUCAAUAAUUGUUGAUGCACUGAUUGGUGGAAAUGUCCAUCAGUUACCUGAGUCACAACUCAAGUUAAACUCUACAAGCAGUAGUUUAGAAUCCAUACAUAGAAAAAGGUUCUCCCUAUAAUGGGAGAAGGUGAUUUUUAUGAAUACAAAGUGUGUUAAUUUCAGUUUUGUAUGUUUAACUUUUAUUAAAUAAAGUGUUUAAAAUCUGCUGGA
This is a messenger RNA of Cinclus cinclus, 2466 nucleotides long. It is a transcript of the gene SMNDC1, whose product is annotated as survival motor neuron domain containing 1. The coding region runs from base 192 to 908 and encodes 238 amino acids. Gene Ontology annotation, biological process: mRNA processing; regulation of alternative mRNA splicing, via spliceosome. Lineage: Eukaryota; Metazoa; Chordata; Aves; Passeriformes; Cinclidae. Gene Ontology annotation, molecular function: RNA binding. Gene Ontology annotation, cellular component: precatalytic spliceosome; nucleus; cytoplasm. The transcript has 6 exons. The record is from RefSeq and is a predicted model, not a curated record.